Leptinotarsa decemlineata (Colorado potato beetle) is the source of this 1709-nucleotide messenger RNA. RefSeq lists its product as uncharacterized. Lineage: Eukaryota; Metazoa; Arthropoda; Insecta; Coleoptera; Chrysomelidae. The record is from RefSeq and is a predicted model, not a curated record.
GUCGUCGAUCGUCGUUCGUGCGCGGUGCAGUCUCGUCGCGACUCAUCGCGGGUCAAGUGUGCCUUGGUUACUCUUACUUUUCCACUGACGACGAUUGUUUGUUCGAAGUUCCUCACCGAUCCUCGCUUCGUGACGAAAUUGUUGAUGAGAAUGAAAUAGGCUGUGAUCACCUGGACACUUGUAAUAAGAAAUCACAAUGACGUCAAAACUAUUCCAGAUGCAAGCUCGUUUUCAACAAAAGCAGAUGCAAGAAAGAGAGGAAAAACUCCUGAAACUCUACGAAAACCAGCAGCAGCGAGCCUUCGAGAGGGUUGGAAGAGGUAGCGCAGGAAGCAAUACCAGCUUGGGAUCCACCGGAGGUGGAAAAGUCCGACAAAUGUUCGAUGAGAGGCGACAAAAGGCUGGAAUCGACAAGAGCUACCCCCUGGAACCAUUGAAACCGAAAGUAAACCCCAGAGGAGGAAGCUUGGAGAGGAAAAACCUGAUAACCAAGACCACGGUCAGAUCUACUGUCCAGAGUAAUAUCACCUCUGUGAAAAACGGAAAACCUCUGGUGAAGAAGCGCGAGGUUGUGCAGAGGCUAUACAACAACGUCAACGGCAACGAGUCUUAUGAGGAACAUAGGUACGAAGAUGAAGGUGAAGACAACCAUCAUUCAAAGUCGCAUAGGGAGAUGAUAGACAUGAUGAACAAUCACAACCUGAAUGACAGUUUGGAUAACGAGGUGAUGCCACAGAUUGGGUUCGAUGAAGUUGACGAUCCGUGCUUGGAGACGAAGGUAGCUGAUGAUGUGGUGGUGAUUAAGGAGCAGAAGAAGAAAAGUAAUGUUCCGCCAGUGGCUAAGAGAGAAACUAAGCCUAUCGUCAAGAAGAAUAUCACUAACAACAGAACAACACCAACGUCAAAAACAACAUCUUCUGUAACGAAAACAGUUCCCUCUCCUAGAAUAUCUAGUACAACUUCUCGUACUCCUUCAAGGACAUCAAAUAAUAAACCAGCGAUGGGUGAUAAGGCAAAAUCUUCAGCCAAGGCUCCUCUGAACACCCGCCCUUCUGCCAAGCAAUCCGCUAAAUCGCCCGUGGUCCGCGAUGAUUUAGCAGAAUGUAAUUUCUGCGGCCGCAGAUUCGCAGCGGACCGGAUCCAGAAGCACGAAGACAUCUGCUCCAAGACGGGAAAGAAGAAGAGGAAAGCUUACGAUGCCACAAAACACCGAGUACUCGGAACCGAGCUGGAGUCGUACGUCUUGAAACCUGGGAAGGCAAAACCGUCGCAGAUUAGCAGUAAGUCUUCGAAACAACCCCCUAAAAAAGACUGGCGACGCACCCACGAGGAAUUUAUCGCUGCCAUUCGAUCGGCCAAGGAAGCCCAAGCCCACCUUGCAAAAGGUGGGAAACUGUCGGACUUGCCUCCCCCUCCCCCUUCCAGCAACCCCGACUACGUGCAAUGCCCCCACUGCGGCAGGAGAUUCAACGCAGCUGCGGCUGAGAGGCACAUCCCCAAAUGUUCGUCCUACCAGUUCAACAAGCCCAAGCCGGGGGCUCCCCCCAAAGGGCGGCCCGCUAACAGGAAAUAAUUACGCUGACUGUGAAUUUUAUAUUAUAUUUUUAUACUGCAAUAUCCCUCUGGAGGCGCUGAUUUAAUUUUAUUAAUAUUUUUUAGUUUUUUAUUAUAUUAUUGUUAUUAUAUUUCAAUUAAAUCGGUAACAUAAA